Messenger RNA from Gordionus sp. m RMFG-2023, 2050 nucleotides. RefSeq names its product lysine--tRNA ligase-like. The record is from RefSeq and is a predicted model, not a curated record. The transcript is spliced from 15 exons. Gene Ontology annotation, biological process: lysyl-tRNA aminoacylation. Gene Ontology annotation, cellular component: aminoacyl-tRNA synthetase multienzyme complex; cytosol; cytoplasm. Bases 16 to 1974 code for a protein of 652 amino acids. NCBI's taxonomy places the organism in Eukaryota, Metazoa, Nematomorpha, Gordioida, Chordodea, Parachordodidae. Gene Ontology annotation, molecular function: lysine-tRNA ligase activity; tRNA binding; ATP binding.
AUUUCAAUUAUCGUGAUGGAAACUACGGGUGAUACCAAAAUUAGUAAAAAUGAACUUAAAAGAAGAUUAAAAGCUGAACAAAAAGCUAAAUCUAAAAUUGAAAUAGAACAACCAGACUUAAAUGGUCCAACAAACACUAUACUUAACUCAAAGUGUAAGACAGAUGAUUCCAAAAAUAAAUUAAAGGGAGAUGAAGAAGAAGCCAUUGAUCCAAAUGAAUAUUACAAACUUCGAAGUUUGGCUGUUCAAAAACUCAAAUCAUCUUUCUUAAUUGAUUAUAUGAAAUCAUUUGAUAGCAACAUUAACAAGAAAGAUACCAACUAUUUGGCCAAUCCUUCCUCUCAUUAUCCCUACCCACAUAAAUUUCAUGUGUCCAUAUCUCUCAAGGGCUUUAUCGACAAAUAUUCUUAUUUGCAAAAUGAACAAGUGCUACAAAAUGAGAUUGUCAAUAUUGCAGGCAGAAUUCAUUCCAAAAGAGAAUACGGCGCCAAAUUAGCCUUUUAUGAUGUCAGAGGAGAGAUUGAUGCCAAACUUCAAAUUUUAGCCAAUGCUUCAUACUAUGCUGACAGUGAAUCAUCUGCUUUUGCCGAUAUAAACGAAAUAUUGAAACGAGGUGAUAUAGUGGGUGUUAGGGGAUAUCCUUCUCGAUCUAAGAAAGGAGAAUUGAGCAUAAUCCCAAUACAAAUGACUUUGUUAUCUCCGUGUCUUCAUCAAAUACCUCAUUUACACUAUGGACUUAAAGAUAAAGAAACCCGGUUUAGACAAAGAUAUCUGGACUUAUUAAUCAACCCAUCUGUGGCUAACAGAUUCGUGUCUCGAGCUAAAAUUAUCAACUAUAUAAGAAGGUUCUUCGACUCUUUAGGAUUCCUGGAAGUCGAAACUCCUAUGAUGAGCACUAUAGCUGGGGGUGCUGCCGCGAAACCAUUUGUAACCCAUCACAAUGAUUUGGAUAUGCACCUUUACAUGAGGGUCGCACCUGAGCUUUAUCUAAAGAUGUUGGUGGUUGGCGGGUUGGAUCGAGUUUUCGAGAUUGGCCGGCUAUUCCGUAACGAGGGCAUAGACUUAACUCACAACCCCGAAUUCACUUCUUGUGAAUUCUACAUGGCUUACGCCGAUUACAAUGACCUCAUUGAAUUAACAGAACUAUUGUUAUCAGGGAUGGUUAAGUACCUCAACGGAAACGACUCUUACAAGGUCAAAUAUCGCAUGCCCGUUCUCCAUUCUGAUCCACAUUCUAUCGAUGUCCAAACGGCAAAUGAUGUUGCACAUAAAAAUGAGAUAAAUAGCAAAGAUUUGGGGGAUGUGCCAACAGGCGACGAGGAUGAAGCUGUUAAAACUAAAUGGGUGGAAAUAAACUUUGAACCUCCUUUCAAGAGAAUUAGAAUGAUUCCAGAGUUAGAAAGACUCACACACCGAAAAUUUCCGCCUUUCGAUUCCGAUCCUGAAAAGAUGAACAAAUUUUUGGACGGUAUAUGCAUUGAACACGGUGUGGAUUGUACUGCUCCUAGGUCGACGGCACGUUUACUUGAUAAACUUGUAGGUCACUUUAUAGAAUCGCAAAUAGUCGAUCCUACAUUCAUUACCGAGCAUCCUCAAAUUAUGUCACCUCUGGCCAAAUGGCACAGGGGCAUUCCUGGCUUGACAGAAAGGUUCGAAUUAUUUGUUUGCGGCCGUGAAAUCUGCAAUGCCUACACUGAGCUCAACGACCCAUUCGUUCAAAGGGAGUUGUUUGAAUUACAGGCUAAGGAAAAGAUGGCAGGCGACGAAGAGGCCCAAGGAGUGGACGAUAAUUUUGUUCGAGCUUUGGAGUUCGGUCUUCCGCCUACUGGAGGGUGGGGCUUGGGCAUAGAUAGAUUAACUAUGCUUUUAACUGAUACCAGGAGUAUUAAAGAAGUUAUCCUAUUUCCAGCAAUGAAGCCAGAAUCAAAAGAUAUCGUUCCCCAAGAACUACAGAAUAAACCAGCUCAUUCUUGAUUUAAUAUUAUUUGGAAUGUGUUUUGCAAUAAAAAAUAUGUAUUAUUUAUGCUUUUUUUUUUAAAAAAAAGGAUUA